This is a messenger RNA of Paramacrobiotus metropolitanus, 2342 nucleotides long. RefSeq names its product heat shock cognate 71 kDa protein-like. Gene Ontology annotation, molecular function: misfolded protein binding; ATP-dependent protein folding chaperone; ATP binding. Gene Ontology annotation, biological process: cellular response to unfolded protein; protein refolding. The coding region runs from base 362 to 2065 and encodes 567 amino acids. Gene Ontology annotation, cellular component: cytoplasm. The transcript has 2 exons. NCBI's taxonomy places the organism in Eukaryota, Metazoa, Tardigrada, Eutardigrada, Parachela, Macrobiotidae. The record is from RefSeq and is a predicted model, not a curated record.
AGCUGGUAGUGCUUGCAAACAAAGCACAUACCAUAAUGCGUGGUAUCUCGUUUAAUCAGAAAGUGCUUCCGGUGACUAACAAGUGCAACAAGCUGAAACCGUUUAAUGCUGCUUGACAAAUUGACAUCAAGUUCGCUGCUCGAAAAUUCUUUGGCAGGGGCACGACGAUGAUAUCAUCAUGACGCACAUUACGUGAGGACUUAGAAUCAUUUAGCUUUCUGAUUUAUUUCUGCUGUAACGGUAAACACGGUGACGGUAGACCCUUCAGCAUCGUACAGGCGCAGAAUUUCUCCAACUGCGGAAAAGAUUUCUCCAUGUGCAGUGUGGAAGCCAUUAAUCGAUAGAGGAUACCGUCCAACCCAUGGCACUCUCCCCGCCCGCAGUGGGCAUCGACCUGGGCACCACCUACUCCUGCGUGGCCGUCCACCGCCCCGGCGGCCGAAUCGACGUGAUUGCCAACGAGCACGGUCUGCGCACCACGCCCAGCUGUGUGGCCUUCGAGGAGGGCCAGCGCAUCGUGGGGAAGGAGGCCCGCGAUAACAGCUACCUCCGGCCCACCCACACCGUCUUCGCCAUCAAACGCAUCAUCGGCCGGAAGUACGACGACCCGGAAGUCCAGUCGUACCAGUCCAAAUGGCCGUUUCCUCUCGUCCGGUCGGACACCGGGCUCCCGGAGGUGGAGAUGACGGAAACCGAGCACGUCAACGCCGAAUCACGGACCACCACCAAGCGGUUUAAACCGGAGGAGAUCAGUGCGCUGGUUCUGGGGAAGAUGAAGAGUAUCGCCGAUGAUUUCCUGAAUACGCAGGAGGUCCGUUUGAAGGCUGUUAUCACGGUACCAGCCAACUUUAACGACGCGCAACGAAGGGCGACCAAGACCGCCGGGGAGAAAGCCGGUCUGGAAGUAUUGGCGGUGGUCAAUGAGCCGACGGCCGCCGCCGUAGCCUACGGAUUGGACAAGAUCCGGGAGACCCAAACCAUCCUCGUGUUCGACCUGGGCGGGGGGACGUUGGACGUGUCCAUCCUCCGUAUCGAGAACGGCCGGAAGUUUGAAGUCCUCUCGACCUGCGGUAACCUCAACCUGGGAGGCGAGGAUUUUGAUCAGCGCCUCUUAGAACACUGCAUCGGGGAGUUUGAGGCGAAACACAACGUGACCGUCGACCGGGCGGGCCAGGGUGUGGCCCGGUUGAGGCUGAAGGUGGAGGAGAUUAAAAAGAGUCUGACAAGCGCGCGCGCCAAGCAUAUUCUGAGUGUGGACGCGUUCCACGGAGAUAAGCACCUGAUAUCGACAAUAUCAACUGCCAAAUUUGACGAGCUGUGCGCCGACUUAUUCGCCAAGACCUUGGAGCCCGUCCAGGAAGCGCUGCAACGCGCCAAUCUCGACCGCACCGACAUUAACCAGAUCGUCCUGGUCGGUGGAUGCUCGCGGAUCCUGAAAAUCCGCGAGAUCCUUGCUGACUUCUUCCCGGGACAGCCGAUCAACCGUGACAUCAAUGCCGACGAAGCCAUUGCCUGUGGUGCGGCAAACCUGGCGUACCAGCUGGCCAACGAGAAUGCACCGGUGGUGGAGGACGACAUCCGGAUUCAGUUCAGCGAUGUGACACCGUUCUCGCUGGGCACGGAGAUUGCCGGUGGGUACAUGGUCACCCUGAUCGCGCAGAACACCAAGAUCCCGGCCAAGGAGACGCGGGACUUCACCACCGAGCAGGAGGGACAGUGGUGGGUGGAUAUUCCCAUCUACGAGGGCGAGGCGAGGGUGGCCCGGGAGAACCGGCUGCUGGGGAAGUUCCGGUUUAGGAAGUUUCGGAGGGGACGCGCCGGUGGGCCACAGAUCGCGGUGACCUUUGAGUAUGAUCGCUCGGGGAUCGUCCACGUGACGGCGAUGGAUAAGAGCACCGGGCUAUCGGCGGCGGUGCAGGUUAAUCGCAAUGAGUCGGGUGACGGUGGAUCCGAAGAAGCGGUGAGCGAGGAGGAGGAGGCGGGGGUAGAAGCGGAGGAUUUUAGAGAUUUGUUUAUGCAGAUGAUGUUGGAACAUAACAGAAUGCGCAGGAGAGAAGAUUCUUAGCAGAGAUUCUUAUGCAAUAUACGUAAUUACUGAUCGACGUUAAUCCCGAUUCUUCUCUGAUCGUUUCGGAACCCAAACUUGUUUUGUUCACUAUUGAUUAGUUUGUUCUCAAUAAAAAUAAAAAGUAAAAUUGUGUUUACUGUAUAGCAAUUUUCGAAAAUCUGGAAAUUGGAAUUAUGUGGUAAAAAGUUGUAUUUUGGGAUUGGACACGUUGACAGUUGCUAAAGUGCGGAUUGUAUAAAUCUCUUGGACUCGAUAAAAUACGAUUGUUGAAAAU